CACUCUAUAAAAUACUAAUGAAUUGUUGCUUUUGAAAAAGGUAAAUAAAUGAUUGAAAUAAAGGCUAAAUUGGUUCGGGCAGAUUCGGCUAUAUACGCCACUGGAGAGAGAGUCGAGUGCCUUAUUGAGUUCACCCACAAAGUCUUCUCGGACGAACAAAACACAUCCCGCAGCAAGAAUGCCAACGAAGCAAGCCAGGAAAAUCUCGCCUGGGCGUCGGCGCAGUUGCACUGCUACCGGAAAACUAGCUUAUCCACUUCCGCGGGAGACAGAACGACAGAACUCACGGAGAUGAUCGGGCGAACGGCCCUGGAUGCGGUUACCCAGGCGCCGGGCGAAGUGAUUGUGGCUACCAAACCCAAGAUACUCUUCUGCGACCUGCGGCUGCUGCCCGGAGAGACCAAGAUGUAUUUUUUUAAUGAAUUCGUUCCACGAGAUGGUCCACCAACCUACAGGGGUCAUAACAUCCGCUACUUCUACAAGAUCACUAUUGCUACGCAACGGGUCAAGUCAAAGGUGCAAACUCUAGCCGUUCCCAUCCGAGUGCUGCCUAUACCUAUAAUUUCCCGCCCGGACGAGCUUCCCGUAACCGUAGAGACCAACGAGGAGCUGGCACCCACUAAUCCCUUCCUGGAGAAGCGCGAAAUAAGCGAACUGGAGAUAUCCUGGCACCAUCUUAAAAACGUGACCGCUCGACGGGCACCCAAGUUUUAUCGCAUCUCGAACAAGCGGGGAUUUGUUGGUCGCUUUUGCUUGUUUAAGCCGGCUUACAAACUCGGCGAGGACAUAGUUGGCAGCCUUGACUUUGACCCAGGUGUUAGCCCCCGCAAGGUGCGCUGCGUUCAGUUCUCUGUAAAACUUCAGCAGCAGGAGCUUCCCAUACGGCCACAACCUGUGCAGAAUCAUCAGCUUCAAUCCCAAUUGUCUACGGGAGAUGAUGUCUCGUCAAUUAAUUCAUUUGAUAUGGCCAGCAUAGCUAGCGGUGUGGUUGCCGAUAGUCUCCACAAGUCGGCCACAUCGGGAAGUUCACGGGAUAAAGAAGCUCCUGAGCCAAUUGGGAAACUAUCUACCAUUUCCACCUCUCACCAGGUGUGCUAUGCAACACUCCAGACGCAGGUUGUAGUGCCGAUUCCGUUGCAUGUAACACCCACAUUCCGUACAGAUCUUGUAGACGUCCGGUGGCGUUUACAUUUCGAGUUUGUGACCACCACAUUGAUGGACUUUGGUAUUCCAAAUCCAGAGUUUGGCGAGUUAAAAGCACCCGCCGAGAUGCCGGUGGAGACAAUGGUGUGGAACUUGCCGGUGACCAUAUACGCUGCAAAUCCCCUACAGAUAUAUGCCCCUAACCAAACCUUUAGCCUGCUUAUCAAGUGAUUGCCUAGCAUUUUACUGUUACAAUAAAGAACUGGUUAACCAAAAUUAAAGUAAUUUCAAAAAAAUCUUCCAGUUAAGACGUAAAGUUAUUGUAUACAGAAAUAACAGAAGCAGAAAUUACUAUUUACUUAGACAAAGUAGUGACAUUUGAAGGUAGAGGCAUUGCAUUACUUGCAGGUCUGAAAACUUGUUUUCAUAGAGCAAACUGUUUAUUGUACUCGUGAAAAUUAGCGCCUCAGAAUAAAAACCGUUUUUCUCCUGUUUA
This is a messenger RNA of Drosophila eugracilis, 1639 nucleotides long. RefSeq names its product RAB6A-GEF complex partner protein 2. The coding region runs from base 49 to 1374 and encodes 441 amino acids. Gene Ontology annotation, biological process: retrograde transport, endosome to Golgi. The transcript has 5 exons. NCBI's taxonomy places the organism in Eukaryota, Metazoa, Arthropoda, Insecta, Diptera, Drosophilidae. Gene Ontology annotation, cellular component: Golgi membrane; Ric1-Rgp1 guanyl-nucleotide exchange factor complex. The record is from RefSeq and is a predicted model, not a curated record.